AUGGCCCCCUACAACGCCGCCCAGUCGCAGACGCGAGACUCGCUGGAGCUUGCUUCGCUGGCAAGCUCGAGCAACAGCAAUGGGGGCGCCACCUCCGAAGUGUCCUCGCGGCCGAGCAUAUCGUCCUCGCGGAGGCUCUCACUGGUGGAGGAGGAGGAUCCGUUGGACGACGAUAACCCCGCGGCGCGGAUGGGCAUGCGCGGGCGAUCAUACUCGGUGUCAUCAGCGUUUGACUUUGCGGGGAACCUCUUCCCCUUAAGCUCGACUACCGGCACUGGCGGCUAUGCUCCUAUAGGCGCACCGACAAGCGCGGCGCGGGCCGGGGGCGGUCUGGGUGGAGGGUCACUGGAGAAGCACAAGACGUUGACGUACCUCAACGGACUGUCGCUGAUAAUCGGCUUGAUUAUUGGGUCUGGGAUCUUCUCCUCACCCAGUCAAGUGAGCUCCAAGGUUGGAUCGCCGGGUGCGGCUCUGAUCGUCUGGAUCGUGGCCGGCAUCCUGGCCUGGACAGGCGCCGCCUCAUACGCCGAGCUCGGAGGCGCCAUCCCUCUCAACGGCGGCGCGCAAGUCUACUUGGCAAAGACCUUUGGCGAGAUGGCCGGCUUCUUAUUCACCUGGGUUGCAGUCUUGGUACUCAAGCCCGGCAGCGCCGCCAUCAUCGCCAUCAUCAUGGGCGAGUACUUUGUGCGCGCCAUCAUCGGCGCGGAGGCGGAGACGAUCAACCCCUGGGUCAACAAGUCGGUUGCGCUCGUCGGCCUUGCGAUAGUGACGUUUCUCAACUGCAUUUCGACGCGGGUGGGCACGCGGGUCAACGACUUGCUCAUGUUUCUGAAGUUUGUGGCAUUGCUGGGCGUUACGGUCACGGGCAUCGUGGUGGCGAUUACGGGAUACACUUUCAAGGAUGGCGACCAGAAGGGCAUGUCGUGGAAGGUUGAGGAUUGGUUCAGCAACACCUCGUCGGACUUGUCGAACUGGGCUGUCGCGCUCUACGGCGGUCUGUGGGCGUUUGACGGAUGGGACAACACCAACUACGUGGUCGGCGAAUUUCGCAACCCAAGUCGCGACCUGCCGAGGGUUAUCCAUACAGCGAUGCCCAUGGUCAUCCUAUCCUAUGUUCUCGCCAACAUCGCCUACUUUCUCGUCCUACCUCUCGACAUCAUCAACAAAUCCAACACCGUGGCCGUCAUGUUCGGCUCCAAGGUGUUUGGAACCGUCGGCGCCCUGAUUAUGGCUCUGCUGGUCAGCGCGAGCUGCUUUGGCGCUCUCAACUCCUCAACCUUCACCGCCGGUCGCCUCGUCUACGUCGCCGGCAAAGAGGGCUACCUCCCCAGCCUCUUUGGUCGCAUCGGCGCGCAAAACGAAGACGCCCACGGCAUGUCGACGCAGCGCACGCGCGGCUGGGUCACCAAGAAAGUGCGCGGGUGCUUCGGCGACGACGACGUCGGCCUGUUCUACACGCCGAUAUACGCGCUGAUCCUCAACGGCGCAUUCACCGCCGGCUACGUCGUCAUCGGCGAGUUUUCCACGCUCGUGACGUUUUAUGGCGUCGCGGGCUACACGUUCUACUUCAUCACGGUGCUGGGCCUCAUCAUCCUGCGGGUUAAGGAGCCGCAGCUGGAGCGCCCCUACAAGACGUGGAUCACGACGCCCAUCAUCUUCUGCUGCGUCAGCGUGUUUCUGUUCAGCAGGGCGGUCUUUGCGCAGCCGGUGCAGACGCUCGCCGUGGUGGCGUUUGUGGUUGCGGGCAUUCCCGUGUACUUUUGGAGGAUACGCGGACGGGAUCAGGUCCGGAGAAAGGAGGGAGAGGGCGGAGAGAGGAAGUGGUGGAAGUUUUGGAGAUGA
This is a messenger RNA of Purpureocillium lilacinum, 1842 nucleotides long. RefSeq lists its product as uncharacterized. Gene Ontology annotation, cellular component: membrane. Gene Ontology annotation, biological process: amino acid transmembrane transport. The record is from RefSeq and is a predicted model, not a curated record. Lineage: Eukaryota; Fungi; Ascomycota; Sordariomycetes; Hypocreales; Ophiocordycipitaceae. Gene Ontology annotation, molecular function: L-amino acid transmembrane transporter activity.